Messenger RNA from Lithohypha guttulata, 765 nucleotides. RefSeq lists its product as uncharacterized. Gene Ontology annotation, biological process: ribose phosphate biosynthetic process. Lineage: Eukaryota; Fungi; Ascomycota; Eurotiomycetes; Chaetothyriales; Trichomeriaceae. Gene Ontology annotation, molecular function: sedoheptulose-bisphosphatase activity. The coding region runs from base 1 to 765 and encodes 254 amino acids. The record is from RefSeq and is a predicted model, not a curated record. The transcript is spliced from 2 exons.
AUGGCAGAUAAAGACUCCACCACCCCCCGAAUUUACCUCAUCCGCCACGGCCAAACAUCAUGGUCCCAACUCGGCCGCUUCACCGGCGUCACAGACCUCCCCCUCCUCCCCGUCGGCGAACAAAAAGUCCGAGAAACAGCAUCUCACGUCUUCGGGCCUGGUCUUCUAAUCGAGCCUUCGAACGUAGCACGAUUCUACGUCAGUCCACGGCAACGCGCACAGCGGACAUUGGAGUUGUUGUUUGAUACGGCGGGGCGUGAGGCGUGUUUAUCGCCUAGUCUUGGCGAGGACGGAGGAGAAGUGGGGGUGGGAAGUGGAACGGUCGAUGUGCGAGUUACGGAGGAUGUGGCAGAGUGGGGGUACGGUGACUAUGAGGGGUUACUUACGCAUGAGAUUAGGGAGUUGAGGAAGGAGAGAGGUCAUGAUAAGGAACGGGCAUGGGAUAUCUGGCGAGAUGGGGCGGAGGGUGAGGGAUCAGAGAUGCCUGCGCAGGUUGAGGAACGUGUUGAGCGGGUGAUUGGGGAGAUUGUGGAGUUGCAUGCUUCUUAUUUGAAAGACGCGGAGGAGGGAAAGUUGGGUAAAGGGAGGAGAAGGGAUGUGGUUGUGGUAGCACAUGGGCAUAUUCUGAGGGCAUUUGUAAAGUAUGUGAAGAUGGAGUUGAUGCUUGAGCCUGGAGGUGUUUGUGGGUUGAGCUAUGCACAUUCGAAGAUUGAUCAGCGAGCUGUGCUUGUCGGCAUGAGCUUUCCUGGUGGAAUCAAGGGGUGA